Lytechinus pictus (painted urchin) is the source of this 915-nucleotide messenger RNA. RefSeq names its product microfibril-associated glycoprotein 4-like. The record is from RefSeq and is a predicted model, not a curated record. Bases 60 to 662 code for a protein of 200 amino acids. The transcript has 3 exons. Lineage: Eukaryota; Metazoa; Echinodermata; Echinoidea; Temnopleuroida; Toxopneustidae.
AAGGCGUUUUGCCGAGAGACUGUAAAGACGUACAGCAGAGAGGUUCGACUUCGAGCGGAAUGUACACGAUUCAACCUGAUCAUAACGGCUGGCCCUUCCAAGUCUACUGUGAUAUGGUGACUGAUGGCGGUGGUUGGACGGUCUUCCAACGCCGUUCGAAUGGUUCCGAACAGUUCCGACGCGGCUGGGCCAGCUAUCGGAGGGGCUUCGGCUCAGCCGAUGGCGAGUUCUGGCUCGGCCUUGAUCGACUACAUCGACUUACGUACCAAGACGAAUACGAACUCAGGGUCGAUAUGUCCGACUUCGACAACAUCGCAGUGCAUGCUGGGUAUACAUGGUUUAGGGUAGACGGCACAGCGUCAAAUUAUAGGCUACACGUUGGAGAAUACAAUGGAAUCGCAGGUGAUGCACUGUCCUACCACGAUGGUCAAGAGUUCAGCACGAACGACCGUGACCACGAUUCGACCAAUACGAGCCACUGCGCCAGAGACUCCGGCGAAGGAGGGUGGUGGUUUAAUCGCUGCCUUGAGGCCAACCCGAACGGUCUCUACCUCGGAGGCCACACGGAAAGGACACGAGAGGGCAUCGUGUGGACACCAUGGAAAGGGGCGAAUUACUCGUUGAAGACGAUACAACUGAAAUUGCGCCCAGUUGCAGAUUAAAGGAGAAAGAAAAUACAGCGGCAGUCAUGGUCCAGCUACAUUGUGUAGCCAGUCACAUCCAGAAGAGACAUAUACUCGAUUGAAUAAAUAAGGACACUGAAAGAGAUUUGGUGAGGACCCCUAAAGACAAAGAAGUGUCAACCAGAAGUCAACAAGAGGAGCGAUUUGUAGACUUGUGGUUUGGCGAUAUGACCGACAUUAAAGAAGCCAAAGAACUUGGCUACAUGCUGCGUAUUACGACAUUAGACGAUUU